Condylura cristata (star-nosed mole) is the source of this 531-nucleotide messenger RNA. RefSeq names its product ATPase inhibitory factor 1 (gene ATP5IF1). Gene Ontology annotation, biological process: negative regulation of ATP-dependent activity. The transcript has 3 exons. The coding region runs from base 91 to 414 and encodes 107 amino acids. Gene Ontology annotation, molecular function: ATPase inhibitor activity. NCBI's taxonomy places the organism in Eukaryota, Metazoa, Chordata, Mammalia, Eulipotyphla, Talpidae. Gene Ontology annotation, cellular component: mitochondrion. The record is from RefSeq and is a predicted model, not a curated record.
AAAGAUUGGCUGCGGGCCAAGGAGCCGUUAGCGCCCACGGAGAUGCUGCGCCGCCUGCGCCAGUGACUGGAAGGUGCUGCCCGGGGAAUAAUGGCUGUCGUGGCUUUGGCGACGCGGAUGCGGCUGGGCGUGUGGGGUGUGAGGACCAUGCAAGCCCGAGGCUUCGUCUCCGAUGGGGCCGAUAAUGUCGAGUCCAGCGGGGGCUCCGUCCGGGAUGCCGGUGGGGCCUUUGCAAAGAGAGAGAAGGCCGAAGAGGAUCGGUACUUCCGACAGAAGACUAAAGAACAACUGUCAGCCUUGAAGGAGCACCAUGAAGAUGAGAUCGUUCAUCAUAAGAAGGAGAUUGAGCGUCUGCAGAAAGAAAUUGAGCGGCAUAAGCAUAGGAUCAAGAAACUAAAACUGCACGAUGAGUAAAUGCACACAGUUCCCCACAGAAUGACCACAUGUAAUUGCCCCCUGCUAUGCAGUUCUGGUUUAAUUGAUAUAUAUCUGUGUGCAACCAACAGAUUAAAAUAAAUUGUCACCAGUGAA